Molecule: messenger RNA, 1253 nt
Organism: Acipenser ruthenus (sterlet)
Lineage: Eukaryota; Metazoa; Chordata; Actinopteri; Acipenseriformes; Acipenseridae
Product: protein pitchfork-like
Exons: 6
Coding region: 65-640 (191 amino acids)
Biological process (GO): regulation of cell projection organization
Cellular component (GO): ciliary basal body
Molecular function (GO): cytoskeletal protein binding
Source: RefSeq, a predicted model, not a curated record
ACCCGUUUCUCACAAUGGGCCAUUGUCAUAGUAACCAGGUGUAAACAUUUCACUUGGAGGCAGCAUGGCUUCAGAGACAAUGAAUAGAGUGUCCUUUGGAAGCACCCAGGAGAGGAAGCUGCUGCCCCACCACUGCGCCCCAGACAGACUAGGGGUCGAGGUGCCCUCUCUUCGGGAGAGACCUCACCUGGGGCCAGGCUGCUACAACAACCACACUGUGAGCAGUUUCUCGUAUCAGCUGGAGAAGAGGCCCGAGAGCAGGAAGGGGUACACUAUGGGGGCUCGGACCACGGGCCGCUUCCUACCCUCUACUGCACAGACAGAGACUCCCUCGCCAGCGGAGUACCAGGCAGAGUGGUGCCAUGAGCGCAUCUUCCCCCUGUACCCUGCCCCCUUCUGCUCCAGCACAGCGAGGUUCCUGCGCCACAGCCCCCUCGAGUGCCCCACUCCAGGUCCAGGGAUGUACGAUCACAACAUUCAUAGAAACCGGAAAGUGACCUGGCCAAUGAGGUUUGGAGCCCCUGAGUGGCGGCUGGUUCCCUCCCUGGAGAAGAGAACGAUGAAGACCGAGCUUCUCACCGACAAGGAAUUCCAAAAACAACGCAAUAGGAUUGCUUACCUCAGCUUGUACUUCAACUGAGCGAUGCUGCUGGAGACUAUCACAGAGAGGGAGACGCUGCUACUGCACAGUGCUGGGGCACAUCCUGUAAUGCAUCACUUCACAGACCUGAAUCCUCACCAGAAACCAUGGCAUUACUACUCAGCUUCUACCUCAUCACAGUACUCUGUUAUACAUAGAGAUAUGCUUGCUGUUCAAUAAAUAUAUUUUAAAACAUUGCAAGAGAUAAAAUACGUUUCUGGGAUUCUACCUUUAAAUUUAAUUACAUAAUUUCAUUUUCCUAAAGGGGUCAGAAAAUAAACUUACAAAAAAAUACAAAUAUAUGUAUACAAUGCAAAAUGUACAGAAACUAUUAGGAUCAGACAUGGCAGAACACAGCAGGAGUGCUUCAAAGCAGAAGAAAAAUAUUCAGAACAAUCCUUUUUAUCCCCCUAUUUUAUUUAGCUUUGUUACCCCAACUGACUAUUCAUUUUCAUAAGCAAUGGGUUUCCUAUACCCAAAUGUAAACCUGCGUGGGUACGGGACUGACUCCCCAAAGUUAUAUUGUAUGUUUCUGUAUUUGUACCUGUAUGUAUUGCUGGGUUAUUUAGAACAAACAGAGUAAGCUUGUUAAUGUGUGGAGCUGUUUAUGUUA